This is a messenger RNA of Rotaria sp. Silwood2, 2121 nucleotides long. NCBI's taxonomy places the organism in Eukaryota, Metazoa, Rotifera, Eurotatoria, Philodinida, Philodinidae. The record is from the annotation of a GenBank genome assembly.
AUGGGUACUUCAAAAAAUUAUGAUUCCGAUUUUGAAGAAUCUUCUUCUUCUUCUGAUGAUGAUGAUGAUCAUCAUCAUCAAUUAUUAAAUCGUGUUUGAGCACGACUUGUCGGAGGCGAUCCAAUCAAGAAUAGUAAUAAUUAUUUAAAUAAUCAACAAUUACUUGUCGUUGGAACAAAAUCAAAAGCAAGAGUAAUUGAUAGUCUUGAUCUUGAAAAUUUUUUACAUCCAAAAGAAGUUCAUAUUGAUGCAGAAACUGAUGAUCGAAGAUCACCAAGACUUCAACAGACGCCAAAUCGUCGAAGUCCAUUUCGUGAUCCACGUUCCAACGGUAAAAUACCAUUUACAAUACCUGAAUUACCUAGUGGUGAACAAUUAGUUUUAAAUUUAAAAACAACAUGGGGUGAUCGUCAUUAUAUUGGUUUAAAUGGUAUUGAAAUAUUUUCUAGUCAAGGUUAUCCAGUUCCUAUUCGAAAAAUAACAGCAGAUCCAGCUGAUAUAAAUGUUUUACCUGAAUAUGGUAAUGAUCCACGUGUUGUAAAAAAUCUAAUUGAUGGAGUUAAUAAAACUCGUGACGAUGUUCAUAUGUGGCUUGCACCAUUUACAGCUGGUCAAAAUCAUUUAAUUUAUAUUACUUUUGAACAUUCAAUAAAAAUUGCUAUGAUUAGAAUAUGGAAUUACAAUAAAAAUCGUAUUCAUUCAGCACGUGGUGCCAAAGAUAUUGAAAUUACUCUUGAUGGUUUUAUGAUAUUCAAAGGUGAAAUAAGCCAAGCUUGUGGUAAUAUAACAGCUACAAAUGAUCCAUCAGCCUAUGGAGAAACUAUUUUAUUUACAACUGAUGAUGAAAUUCUUGAAAAAAUAUCAACUUAUGAUGAUAUGUAUGUUGAUCAAGAAACUGCUCAAAAUGAUGAAGAAAAUACACGAACAAAUUCAAAUCGACCACCAACUGCUGAAACAAAUAUUCGACCAAUGACACGUGCUAUGUUACGAAGACCAUUUACAGCUAUUCGUGCAUCAAAUGCAAGUGAAGUACCAGAAUUUCGUGGAAAAAAAUUAAUUUUGACUAUAACAGAAACAUGGGGUGAUCAACAUUAUUGUGGUUUAACAGGUAUUGAAGUUGUUGAUAUAAAUGAUGUUGAAUGUGUCGUACAAUCAUAUGAUGCACGUCCACGUGAUAUAACUGUUCUACCAAAAAAUGCUAAUGAUGUUCGAACACUUGAUAAAUUAUUCGAUGGUGAAAAUAUUACUUGUAAUGAUUAUCAUAUGUGGUUAUGUCCAUUUAUUAAAAAAGAAAAAAUACGUCUUACGAUAUCAUUAAAGGGAUCGAAAAGUUUACAUGGUUUACGUAUAUGGAAUUAUAAUAAAUCAUUAGAUGAUACUUAUCGAGGAGUUAAACGACUGCAUGUACAAUUAAAUGAGAAAAUUAUUUCACCAAGACAAGGUUUUCUAUUAAGACGUGCACCUGGCCAUUGUUUUUUUGAUUUUGCACAAGAAAUUGUUUUUGCUCAUGCGAAAACAAUGCAUGAAAAUCCAGAAAAUCAAACACAAAAAAAACAACCAUUGGCUACUAAUCGUGACAUUGACUCAGAUAUAUCAAUGCCAAAUGGAUUUAUUUAUGAAUUUCAACUUCAUUCAACUCAUGGUGAUGCUUAUUAUAUUGGAUUAAAUGGUUUAGAAUUUUAUGAUGAACAUGGUGAACAGAUUGGUUUAACUGAAACAAAUAUUGCUGCUUAUCCCCAUAGUGUAAAUAGCCUUAAUCCGGGUGCAGAUGAUGAUGUUCGUACACCGGAUAAAUUAAUUGAUGGUGAAAAUGAUGAAACUGAUGGUGCACAUUGUUGGAUUGCACCUAUUUUAGCUAAUGUUAUAAAUCGUAUAUUUGUUGUUUUUGAUCGACCAACAUCUGUAUCUAUGAUAAAAAUAUGGAAUUAUGCUAAAACUCCUAAUCGUGGUGUUAGAGAAUUUUCUUUACUUGUUGAUGAUUUACUUGUAUGGACAGGUAUAUUAGAUAAAAUGGAUGAAAAUGAUAAUGAAAAUUAUGAAACACAAGUGCCGUAUAAUACAAUUCUAUUUUCCGAUGAAAGAAUUCUUACUGAACAUGAAAAACAAACUGUUUUGGAGUAA